UGUUUCUGUAAUGUGUAUUCUACUAACGAUAAAACAUACCCGCGACCAUUUCCUUUUUUCUUAAAAUGAAUUUUUUAAUACACCAGAGAAUUAAAAAAAUUUUUUUUCCCAUUCAUUGAUGCAAGGAAACUGUUCAAUAGGUAUCUAAUAGAAACAAACGAAUUAUAGGUUAACGAUACAUACUGCUGUCACGCAUAAGUGACAAGGAAAGCCAAAAUGAAUUUAGAAUUAUUAGAAUCGUUUGGUCAAAACUACCCGGAGGAAUUUGAUGGAACGUUAGAUUGCAUAUCAUUAGCAGUAACUUGUACAUUCAACAAGAGAGGAACUUUACUUGCUGUUGGAUGUAACGAUGGUAGAAUUGUUAUUUGGGAUUUUCUGACUAGAGGUGUUGCCAAAAUCAUUAGUGCACACGUACAUCCUGUGUGUUCUUUAAGCUGGUCUAGAAAUGGACACAAAUUGUUAAGUGCCUCCACAGACAACAAUGUUUGCAUAUGGGAUGUUCUAUCUGGAGAAUGUGACCAAAAGUACAGAUUCCCUUCUCCUAUAUUAAAAGUACAGUUCCAUCCAAGAAAUCUUAAUAAAUUCUUAGUAUGUCCAAUGAGACAUGCAGCAGUAAUGGUUGAUGCUGAGGGCACCCAUAGAGUUAUACCUCUUGAUGAUGAUAGCGAUUUGAACAUAGUAGCAUCUUUUGAUCGUCGUGGUGAUUAUGUAUAUACUGGAAAUGCACGUGGAAGAAUUCUAGUUCUUGAUGCAGAAUCUCUAAUUGUAAAAGCAUCUUACAAAAUAUCGCAAGGCACUGCUAGUAACACAGCAGUAAAGAGUAUUGAAUUUGCCAGACGUGGAUCUUGCUUUUUGGUGAAUACAUCAGAUAGAGUAAUUCGUGUGUACGAUAGUACAGAAGUGCUGGCUUGUGGAAAGGAUGGUGAACCAGAACCGAUACAGAAGUUGCAAGAUCUUGUAAAUAAAACUAUGUGGAAGAAAUGUUGUUUUUCUGGAGAUGGAGAGUAUGUAUGUGCUGGAUCUGCAAGACAGCAUGCUUUAUAUGUAUGGGAGAAAAGUAUUGGAAAUCUAGUAAAAAUUUUACAUGGAACUAAAGGAGAAUUAUUACUUGAUGUUGUGUGGCAUCCUGUAAGACCGAUUAUCGCUUCCAUAUCGUCCGGUGUAGUUUCCAUUUGGGCGCAAAAUCAAGUUGAGAAUUGGUCUGCAUUUGCACCAGACUUUAAGGAAUUAGAUGAAAAUGUUGAAUAUGAAGAAAGAGAGAGUGAAUUUGAUUUAAGCGACGAAGAUAAAUCUGUUGUUCAAGGUGAAGAAGCCCAGGAUGAAGAGAUCGAAGUAGAUGUUGCAUCUAUUGAUAGAGUUGCUGCUUUUUGUAGCUCUGAUGAAGAGAUGGAAGAUAUUGGUUCACUGCAAUUUUUACCAAUAUCCCCAGAUGUAGAAGAUUCAGAAGAUAAUCAGACAACACCACACGAACCGCCUCUGAAAAAGCAUCGUUCUCACGAUAUUCAUUUACAAGGGGCUCCGGUAGAUGAAACUCAUCCGUUAUUGAAUAAAGGAAAGGACAAACCUACAACCAAAAAGGGCAGACCAAGAUUAGAGCAUAGGAAGGGAAAAUAAGUUAGAAUACAUUCUUUGUAUAUUUCUAGUGUUAAGAAAUAUUUUAUAAUGUACAGAUUCACUAAAAGUACUUCAAAUAUAUUAUAAGUUGUGGUAAUAUUUUACAUUGAUAAGAUAUACCAUAAAAUAUGUUACUACUUCCUAUGGAAUGUAUCUUACAUGUUGUUGCAUGUACUAUUCUUAUACAUAUAUGUGAUAUUGAAAGUGUAUAUACAUUAGCAUAGAUAACAUAUUUUCAAUUUCAUAAUUAUUUUUCAAGUAAAAGAGUAUACUUGAUACAAACCC
Molecule: messenger RNA, 1899 nt
Organism: Hylaeus volcanicus
Lineage: Eukaryota; Metazoa; Arthropoda; Insecta; Hymenoptera; Colletidae
Gene: Rbbp5
Product: retinoblastoma-binding protein 5 homolog
Exons: 8
Coding region: 217-1614 (465 amino acids)
Cellular component (GO): Set1C/COMPASS complex
Molecular function (GO): protein binding
Source: RefSeq, a predicted model, not a curated record